Molecule: messenger RNA, 884 nt
Organism: Notothenia coriiceps (black rockcod)
Lineage: Eukaryota; Metazoa; Chordata; Actinopteri; Perciformes; Nototheniidae
Product: noelin-2-like
Exons: 2
Coding region: 12-347 (111 amino acids)
Biological process (GO): signal transduction
Source: RefSeq, a predicted model, not a curated record
UGAAACAUAUAAUGGGGAGCACUACAGUGAGUCGUCUGGACUCUAACUCCCUGGAAGUCCUCCGCAGCUGGGACACGGGGUUUCCUAAGCGCAGCGCAGGGGAGUCCUUCAUGAUCUGCGGCACGCUGUACGUCACCAACUCCCACCUGGCCGGGGCCAAGGUUCACUUCGCCUACCACACCAACACCUCCUCGUACGAGUACACCGACAUCCCGUUCCACAACCAGUACUCUCACAUCAGCAUGAUGGACUACAACCCCCGAGAGAGAGCGCUGUACACCUGGAACAACGGACACCAGGUGCUGUACAACGUCACGCUGUUUCACGUCAUCAGGAGCGACGGAUAGAUCGACAUGGUGGAGAAAAAAGAGGGUACUCACGACACACACAUACACACACAUGCACACACUCAUGUCAACAGGAAAUAGAGUACCGUCUGAGUUUGAAGGCCUUCUGGACCGAGAGAGCUAACUGAGCUAAUAACAAGACACUAAACACAGUUUUCAGACACGUGCCCAAAGGUCACGGACAGGACUAUUCAUCACGGUGAGAGAAGAAAAUGAACUGCUUCUGAUACAGGGGACGCUGAAGAAAAGAAGACAGUUUAAGCUCAUCCAUAUUCUGUUGCGUUUUAUUCCAUUUGUGUCUCAAGAAGUGACGUUGAGGUCAAAUCGUCGAGAGGAAAAAAAUAAAAAAGGACUUUAAGCUCUGGCGGCGGACCGGAGGGAGAUAUUCUGGGUCUGUGAUGUGGUCGUGGACGUGUUCAGUCAGCAUGGUUGUUCCUUCAAUAAACAUUACUGUCAAACUUUACAAGCUGUGGUCUCCUCUGUUUUAAAGCAGGUACAGUUAAAGGGUGACGCAAACCAUUCGUUUUGUCCAUGUUU